GUCAUAGCGCGCGGAGCUCCAAGCUCCCCAAAGCUCCCAGAGCUCCGUCAGAUCACCAAUCCCUCUCCACUUCCUCCAUCUCCCAAAUCACCACCGAAUCCAAACAUUGCAUCUCUUUCCGAACCACCAUAUCUCGACACUCAGCUGGCUGGGUUUAUCAAGUUUUGCUACUCACUCACUCACUCCAGCAGAGAGAUAGCUGUCACCGUCGCCAUGUCGGAGAAGGCGCCUCUCAUCCCGGAGCAGCGUGUCGCCCACGACCGGGCACCAUCGCGGUGCCCGUACGCCCAACGGUGCUCCGCCGGAAGAGCCGUUGUCAAGGUCUUUGUCCUUGCUGCUGCUGCCGGAUUUCUGUACUACAACAUCCCAAAUGCCCAGAAUGACGUGGACGAGAGCAAGACCCCCGUUUGCAUGACUCCGGCCUGCGUCCAUGCCGCCUCCGAGAUCCUCUAUAACUUGUCGCCCAACUACAAGGAGCUUGACCCAUGCACCGACUUCGAGGAGCUGGUGUGUGGUGGAUGGAGGGACAGACACGACCUGCGUGCCGACCAGGGCGAUGCCUUCACCGGCACCAUUAUGUCGGAGAACUCGGAGCUCCUACUUCGUCACAUUCUCGAGACUCCUUAUCCCAAGGACUCCCAGCAUUCAUUCUUUUCGCCACUCCGGCUCGAAGCUACCGAUAAGUCCGCCGACGAGCAGAACUUCGACAAGAUGAAGGCCGCAUACGACGCAUGCGUGGACGAGGACAAGAUCAAGAGCGUUGGCAUUGAGCCUCUCGCCCAGAUUCUUGACGAUAUCAAAAAGGUCUAUCCCAUCGAGGGUGCCUCUGCUGCCGACGCCACCCCGACCAAGGAUGCCAUCCUUCUUCUCGCCAGAUACGGUGUCGACGCCCUUGUCUCGGCGGGCACUGGCGCGGACGACAGAGAUCCGGAUACGGUCGUGGUAUCUGUCGCCCCCCCAUGGAGCUUGGGUCUCCCCUCAAAAGAGCGAUAUGAGGACGACAAGCUCGUCGAGAAAUACCGCGGCGUUGCUGUCGAAGUACUCGGCAACAUCUUCCCCGACCAGAACAAGGACACCUUUGCCAAGGUCAUCGACCUCGAGAAGCUGCUGGCAGCUGCUUCCCCCAGCACCGAAGAGCGUGAAGACGUCACCAAAUAUUACAAUCCCAUGCUGAUCGACGAGGCUUCUGCGCUCGCUCCUGAAAUCGAGCUGACGGCGCUCAUCCACGAGCUGUCCCCGGAAGGCUUCAUUGUGGAGCGCGUCAUUGUCACGGCACCAAAGUAUAUGUCGGAGUUGUCCACAAUUCUCUCCGGAACCGACAAGGAGGUCAUCCAAAACUACUUUGUCUGGAAGGCCAUCCAGUCCUUCUCGUCUUACGUCGAUGCCGACGCCGUCAAGCCCUACAGGCGCUUCGUCAACGAGCUUGCUGGAAAGGACCCCGAAUCCGCCCCCGAGAGAUGGCGAACCUGUGUCGGCCACGUCGACGACGGCUUAGGUUGGAUUCUAAGCCGCUUCUUCGUCGAGAAGGCCUUCUCUGCCGAGGCCAAGAAGUUUGGUGACACCAUCAUCACCGACAUCAAGACGGAGUUCACCAAGAAACUCAAGGCCGCCAAGUGGAUGGACAAAGAAACCACAGCAAAGGCGGUUGACAAAGUUCAUAACAUCGUCCAGAAGAUUGGCUACCCGACCAAGAGCCCCGAUAUCAUGGACCCUCCCAGCCUCAGCGACUUCUACAGCUCGGUCAACGUCAACUCCGAGACCUUCUUCGAGAACGCCCUCACCGUCCGCAAGUUCGCCGUCGGAUACGAAUGGUCGGCUCUCGGGAAGCCUGUUGAUCGUGAGCAGUGGGAUAUGACCGUCCCUACUGUGAAUGCCUACUACAACCCGCCGGGCAACGAAAUAGUCUUCCCUGCCGGAAUCAUGCAGUUCCCCGUUUUCGACGUCGAAGUCCCCGCCUACAUGUCAUACGGUGCCUUUGGCUCUGUUGCCGGACACGAACUGAGCCACGCCUUCGACUCGACCGGCCGCCACUUUGAUCAAAACGGCAACUACACAGAUUGGUGGUCCGAGGACACCGUCAAGGCCUUCAAGGAGAAAGCCGAGUGCUUCGUCGAUCAGUACCAUAACUUUACCGUCCCGGGGCCGGACGACAAGCCCCUUCAUGUGAACGGGCGCCUCACUCUUGGUGAGAACCUUGCCGACGCCGGCGGCCUCUCGGCCUCGUACCAGGCCUGGAAGCACCGCGCACACAAGCACCCUAACAAGGAUCUCCCGGGCCUGGAGCACUUCACGCAAGACCAGCUCUUCUUCGUUACCUACUCCAACUGGUGGUGCGGCAAGUCGCGCAAAGACACUGCCAUCAACCGGAUCUAUACUGAUCCUCAUGCGCCCAAGUGGGCUCGCAUCCUUGGCACUAUGGCCAACAGUCGGGAGUUCAAGGAGAGCUUCCAGUGCAGGGACAAGAAGCCGACCUGCGAGCUUUGGUAAUUGUACCCAAGUGGGCUGUCGAAUUGGCGGUAUGAGCGUGAAGCGCGUUGGAUGUAUAGUAUGUAUGUACGGCACAUCUCAGAAUGAAGUCACUACUGGAUAUGAUUCAGAGGCAGUUGAUCUUGAGACAGUAUUCUUUUCAGAGUGACACAGUUUGACCUUGUAUCUAGUUGUCAUUUUAUUUUUGACAUGUUGAUUGUAGUCAUUAGGUGUGUACGUGAGUAUAGGUCUACUGGUCUAAGUCUGUUGAUCAGUGACGCAAGAUUCAGGUUCAGCAACCGCGUCCACUAAUCCUUCGACAUCUGUCACUCGAGCCUCCAUAAAAAGACACCGAUCGACAUCGUGGUCUCCUCCUGGCUAGGCCCAACCUCGGCGGCUAGCAAACCGGCCCUACGUCAGAGCCCACGAAGAUCUGGCCCCUGGGUAUCCGGUUGUGGUUUAGGCCGUCGUCGCUGUCUCGAUGUCUGACACCAAGCCCCGUUGCCCGAUAUAGCUUCUUCCCCUGAAUGCAAUCAAUCAACUGGCAGUCCAGUGAGCAGGAGGACGUGGAAACAUGGGGAAGAUGACAAAUUGUACGGCAAGCCGCGAUAUCCGCAGCCGCCUCUACAGACCGCUUGAGAGAUUACAAAGUCAACAUAAUUGGUUCUGAAAGAACAGGCCGGAGCUACGUUGAAUGGCUAUAUUGCUCCCAAGUUUAGAGUAGUGAGUGUCACCUUUUGUGAGGGUUCCAUCGGUUUCCGAACUGCGGG
This is a messenger RNA of Colletotrichum destructivum, 3236 nucleotides long. Its product is annotated as Putative peptidase M13, metallopeptidase, catalytic domain superfamily, peptidase M13, domain 2. The coding region runs from base 214 to 2487 and encodes 757 amino acids. Gene Ontology annotation, molecular function: metalloendopeptidase activity. NCBI's taxonomy places the organism in Eukaryota, Fungi, Ascomycota, Sordariomycetes, Glomerellales, Glomerellaceae. The record is from RefSeq and is a predicted model, not a curated record. Gene Ontology annotation, biological process: protein processing. Gene Ontology annotation, cellular component: plasma membrane. The transcript has 5 exons.